This is a messenger RNA of Epithele typhae, 1239 nucleotides long. RefSeq lists its product as uncharacterized. The record is from RefSeq and is a predicted model, not a curated record. Bases 1 to 1239 code for a protein of 412 amino acids. The transcript has 4 exons. Gene Ontology annotation, molecular function: protein binding. Lineage: Eukaryota; Fungi; Basidiomycota; Agaricomycetes; Polyporales; Epitheliaceae.
AUGCUCAGCCUCCUCUCCCUUCCCAACGAGCUCCUGUGCAUGGUCUUCGCGCUCUUGGAUGGGCAAAAUGCCUUCUCGCUGUCCCACACAGCGAAAAGGCUUUAUUUCUUGCACGUCCCCGAUGCGUUUAGAUCGCUGACCGUCGACAUCCCCGAGAAGCCCCCUUCCACCGGCCUCCAAGUGCUGGCCUUGUCCGAAGUCCUAUCGACAAGCGGCCCCCUCCUCGAGCUCCGCCGCGGUCGAUACGUUCGCCGCCUCAAACUUUGUGGACUCACCGACCCCGACCUCGCCCACAUAAGUCGCCUCUUUGCUGCGACAGAACGCCUCGAACACCUCUACUUCGACGACCUCGGACACUUUCAGAGUCCGCAGUGCGGCUUGGUCCCACUGGGCGCCAUGGGCCGCCUCGAGCAGGUGGUCUUCCUUGGAACGGGGCCGUGGGCCGUCCAGCAACUCCCGAUGGUCCUGGCCGCCCCAAACCUCACCUCCCUCUGCUUCGAGCUCACCAACUCCUGUGGUGUGGCCCUCCUGCGGCGCUGGUUAUGCCGCACAUGGCUCCCGGAGUCCCCUCCCCUUGCGGAACUCCGCAUCUCAGGCUGCAUCGGCGUUCCUGCAGAAAGCGCCAAGCGCCUGGGAGAAGUCCCCUUGGUAUCCCUGGGCGAGGUCUGCUUACCGCUCGUCAAAACGAACGACGCUCGGCUCCUCGCCCCCCUUGUGGCGCGGUGGAGUGAGCCGACGCCGGCGGGCAAUUCGGACGACGCGAGGCAGAUGUGGGCCUUCCUGUUGCAGGGAAAUCCGCGCCUGCGCUCCCUGGAGAUCACCGUCACAGAGGGAAAGUGCAAGCCUGUCAUCUACAAGUCGGCACUGCUGGAUGCACUCCGGUCGACAGCGCUGGAGCACCUCAAUGUCUUCUUUUUGGCGGGCUGCGGGCAUCCCAUGGGAUGGGGAGAGGGGUGUCCCGAGAGAGAGAGGAAAUUCCUCGAGGCCGUGGCCUCAUUCCCUGAGGAGUUCGCGACGAGCCUGCCCACGCUGCGCGCCAUUGCGAUGUCUUGGCCCCGAGCUGGAGCGGCCGACUUCACGCACCGGAAGGACUGGGAGGAGGAUGCGAAGUAUGGACCAAUGCGCGUUGAGCGGUGGUGGCGGGUUGACAGCGUUGGGACAAGGCGGACGGCGGUCGAGAUCGGGCGUGAAGAAGGCAACCGCUUGCGCGAGCUUAUCCAACGGGGGGGCACCCAUUGA